Syngnathoides biaculeatus (alligator pipefish) is the source of this 2137-nucleotide messenger RNA. RefSeq names its product G protein nucleolar 3 like (gene gnl3l). Gene Ontology annotation, molecular function: GTP binding. Gene Ontology annotation, cellular component: nucleolus. The transcript is spliced from 16 exons. Lineage: Eukaryota; Metazoa; Chordata; Actinopteri; Syngnathiformes; Syngnathidae. The record is from RefSeq and is a predicted model, not a curated record. The coding region runs from base 334 to 2112 and encodes 592 amino acids.
AUUAAAUGUAUCAUUUCGUGUGUGUCGAGUGGGACACAUUACACGUCGUUGCAACGCCCGAAAUGACCGAAGGACCGAAGAGAGCGCGCCCGGAGUGACCUUCCCAACGCACCCUACAUUAAUUUGUUGUGGGUUUAUUGUGUCGGUGCGACUCAGUGUAAUGCAAUUCCAUGUUUUUUUUUUUUUUUUUUUUUUGUCUUUUGUAUGUUUUUAUUUUGCUAUGUUUAUACAAUCCAGACUUUGUUUUGUUUUGAAAUUCCGGAAGUUACGCAUUGGCUAUUGCGCAUGCCUGCAUCAAAAGGACACACACGUGAAUGCUGUGGUGCUUGAGCCAUGUCUAAAUCAAAACAAAAACGAGCAAAACGCCUUGGGUUUUGGAAGAAAUGUAAGAAUAAAGAUGGGAAAAAUGGUGAUGCUUCAGUGGUGAGGCGUUCUAAGGGGCAGUCAUCUGUGCAACAUGUCAUCGAAAGAAAACCAGAAGAAACCAGAAAGCAAAGGCUUCAAGAGCUCCAAGAAAAGCAGAAGAUCUCCAGAGAACAGCAGAUGAUGAAGAAGAGGAAUUUGCAAAGCUUUCAAAAUGACAUCCUACAGAGGCAGCGAGAGUUUGAGCAGAGGGAAACAGAGAUGCAGAGUUUAGAAAAGCACGUGCACUUUGAAAGUGAGAAUUCAAGAAAAGCAUAUUACAGAGAAUUUAAAAAGGUAGUGGAGGCUGCAGAUGUCAUCUUGGAAGUUUUGGAUGCGCGUGAUCCAUUGGGGUGCAGAUGCCCUCAGGUUGAACAGGCAGUCAUUCAAAGUGGAACAGACAAAAAAAUUGUACUGGUCUUAAAUAAAAUUGAUUUAGUAUCAAAGGAAAUUGUGGAGAAGUGGAUUAAGUAUUUGCGGAAUGAGUUCCCCACAGUGGCUUUCAAGGCAUCUACACAACAGCAAUCCAAAAACUUGAAACGGAGUAAUGUGUCAGUGACUCAAGCCACCACAGAGCUCCUUAGCAGCAGUGCUUGCAUUGGUGCAGAUUGCUUGAUGAAGCUCCUCGGUAACUAUUGCCGCAACCUUGACAUAAAGACGGCCAUCACUGUAGGUGUUGUAGUAGCUGAAUUUCCACCGACGCCCUGCAGGUUAGCAGUGCCGAGGGCAGGCGUUGUUAACCCGGGCCAUGACCGAUCCGGUUUCCCUAAUGUUGGAAAGAGCAGUUUGAUCAACAGUUUAAAACGUGCAAGAGCAUGUAAUGUUGGAGCCACUCCUGGUGUCACCAAGUGCCUUCAAGAAGUGCACUUGGACAAACAUAUUAAGCUUCUUGAUUGUCCUGGCAUCGUCAUGGCAACAUCGACAACUGAUGCUGCAAUGAUUCUCCGUAACUGUGUGAAAAUCGAACAACUAGUUGAUCCACUUCCACCCGUUGAAGCCAUCUUACGACGUUGCAAUAAGGCACAAAUCCUCCAACAUUACGGCGUACCCAACUUUAACACAGCUUUGGAGUUCUUGGCAUUGCUUGCACGGCGUCAGGGCAAACUAAGAAAAGGCGGGCUGCCUGACACCGACAAAGCAGCAAAAAGCAUAUUAAUGGACUGGACAGGAGGAAGGAUCAGCUAUUUCACUCACCCCCCUGAGACACACACACUUCCUAUGCAUGUCAGCGCUGAGAUUGUGACAGAAAUGGGGAAAGCUUUUGACUGGGAUGAACUCGAAAAGGGAAAUCAGGAAGUUCUCGCAGAUUCAUCUAGUUCUGAUAUUCAAAUGGGAUUCUGCAUUGAAAACAUGGGGAUGACGAAUGGCAACCAGGCUCCAGCGCCCUUUCACCAAGAAAUUGAAGGCGAGUCAGUGCAGGAGCCAGAAUUAAAAAAUGAGGAGGAAUCUAUGGAGGAGGAUCAGGAUGCAGAGUUUGGACCGAUGACUGUAGAGAUAAAAUCUCAUAAAUUGAAGAGUAGCUUGCCCGAAAUGAAUCCUGCGCCCAAGGCUCCAGAUUUGAAGGAUAUUGUUAAUGUACAUCCUUUACAACAAGGCCAGGCGCUUCUAGCUGCUGUCAAGAAACGAAAGAAGCAACAAAAAAGAGCUGACAAACUUGGUACCAAACUCUCAGACACCUUGACAUCUGCAAUGGAUUUAUCGUUUUGGUGACACCUGAUUAAAGAGUACUAAAAGA